AUUUUUCUGCUGACUGGAUUUGGUCACUGGUUCUUCGUCUUUUGUCUGUUGCACGCAUCCCGCCCUCCCCAUUUGCUUCCCCACUCCUCGGAUCCGGCCCUCUGGGCUUUCACGCCAGUUGUCUCACCCCGCCGUGAGCCCCUCCUGGUCCCCGGUCGGGCCUGGCACGGAGGCGGUAACUAUGGAGAAUAUGGCGGAGGAGGAGCUGCUGCCCCAGGAGAAGGAGGAGGAGGAGGAGGUGGAAGUGGCCCAGGUCCAGGUCCCGACCCCGGCCCCGGACUCGGCUCGGGUCCCAGCUCCGGCCCCGGAUUCGGCUCCGGCCUCGGCCCCGACUCCGGCCUCGGCUCCAGUCCCAGCCCCUGCCCUGGCCCAGGCUCCGACCCUGUCCCCGUCCCUAGCCUCUGCCCCUGAUGAGGCUGAAAGCAAUGGUCUAGUUAGCCCUCUGAAAUCAGACUUAACUGGGCAAGAUGAAGAUGGCAUAUCUGAAAUAGAAUUGAAAAUUGAGGAAAAAGAAGUUUUAAAAGAACCUCCUAGCAUCUUGGACUCAUCUGAUUUAACAAGAGAGAGACACAUCUCAAUUCAAAGGCAGCUUGCUGAUCUAGAGAAGUUAGCUUUCGUAACUGAAGGGGAUUUUGACUCUGCCAGUUCACUAAACUCAGAUAAUCUUGAUGCAGGAAACAAACAGGCUUGUCCAUUGUGCCCCAAGGAAAAAUUCAGAGCUUGUAAUAGUCAUAAGCUUCAUCGUCACCUUCAAAAUUUACACUGGAAAGUCUCAGUUGAAUUUGAAGGUUACAGGAUGUGCAUCUGUCACUUACCUUGUCGACCAGUGAAACCAAACAUUAUUGGAGAACAGAUAUCCAGUAAAAUGGGAGCCCAUUAUCAUUGUAUUAUUUGUUCAGCAACAAUCACCAGAAGGACGGAUAUGCUAGGACAUGUUAGGCGCCAUGUGAAUAAAGGAGAGACUAAAUCCACGUAUAUUGCUGCUUCUGCUGCCAAACCACCUAAUGAAAUUUUGAAAGAGGCAGACACAGAUGUACAAGUUUGUCCCAACUAUUCUGUACCUCAGAAAACAGAUUCCUAUUUUAAUCCCAAAAUGAAGCUAAAUCGGCAGCUAAUAUUCUGUACACUGGCUGCUUUGGCUAAGGAACGAAAACCUUUGGAAUGUCUAGAUGCCUUUGGAGCUACUGGGAUAAUGGGAUUACAAUGGGCAAAACACCUUGGGAAUGCAGUCAAGGUUACAAUUAAUGAUUUGAAUGAAAACUCUGUGACGUUGAUUCAGGAGAACUGCCAUUUAAACAAACUGAAAGUGGUAGUGGACUGUAAGGAAAAGGAAGAGAGUGAUGAUAUUCCUGAAGGAGAGGAAAACUUUGGUAAUAUUAAGGUGACCAAAAUGGAUGCCAAUGUACUGAUGCAUUUGAGAUCUUUUGAUUUCAUACACCUAGACCCUUUUGGAACAUCUGUGAACUAUCUUGAUUCUGCAUUCAGAAAUAUAAGAAACCUUGGCAUAGUGUCAGUGACUUCUACAGAUAUCAGUUCUUUAUAUGCCAAGGCACAACAUGUUGCCCGGCGUCACUACGGCUGUAACAUUGUCCGAACUGAAUAUUACAAGGAGCUAGCAGCCAGAAUUGUUGUAGCUGCAGUGGCAAGAGCUGCAGCCCGAUGUAACAAAGGCAUAGAAGUACUGUUUGCAGUGGCUCUGGAACAUUUUGUAUUGGUGGUUGUGAGAGUUUUGAGGGGGCCUACUUCUGCAGAUGAAACAGCCAAGAAGAUUCAGUACCUAAUCCAUUGUCAGUGGUGUGAAGAGAGAAUUUUUCAGAAGGAUGGUAAUAUGGUAGAAGAAAACCCAUAUAGACAGCUACCCUGUAACUGUCAUGGAAGCAUGCCUGGAAAGACAGCAAUAGAACUUGGACCUCUAUGGUCAAGUUCCCUUUUCAAUACUGGAUUCCUCAAAAGAAUGCUAUUUGAAUCUCUUCACCAUGGUUUAGAUGACAUUCAGACCCUAAUAAAGACAUUAAUCUUUGAGUCAGAGUGUACUCCUCAAAGUCAGUUUUCAGUUCAUGCACCUUCAAAUCUCAACAAGCAAGAAGAAUAUGGUGUAUUUAUUAAAACUACAGAUGAUACCACAACAGAUAAUUACAUUGCACAAGGGAAGAGAAGAAGUAACGAAACCACCACAAAUUUAGCCAAGAGGCAAAAGACUGAUGUGAAUACUGAACAUCCUCCCUUUUAUUACAACAUCCAUAGACACAGCAUUAAAGGAAUGAAUAUGCCAAAGUUAAAAAAGUUUUUGUGCUGUCUUUCUCAAGCAGGCUUUCGAGUCAGCCGAACUCAUUUUGACCCGAUGGGUGUCCGUACAGAUGCACCUCUAAUACAGUUUAAAUCUAUCCUUUUAAAGUACAGCACCCCCACCUACACUGGAGGACAGUCAGAGGGCCACGUCCAACCAGCGUCCGAAGAUACAGUAGCUGACACGGUUGAAAUGUCAGUGAAUGACAAAGCAGAAGCAAGUGGCUGCAGAAGAUGGUAAAUAUAAAAGAAGUUUGUUCCCAGAUGUCUGUGUUGAUGGCCUAAUAGUUCUCUAUAUCAACUGUAGUGCUUUUUCUAUUCUUUCAAUUCAGUUGUGUAAAAAUAAAAAAAAACAGUGCUGUUUUCAUUCAGAAAAUUAGCAGUUUCUAACUUAGCUGAUUUGGGAGCUAUGCUUUCCAAGUUUUUCUUAUUUUAAAGAAAACUUAAAAUUUUAAUGAAAACAUUUCACGUGAAGGCCAAGUUUGUGACUGAGAUCACCCUACUGUUUAAUACUCAGAAAUUUUUCACAUGCAAAGUGUUUGGAAUUUUAUUUAUGUUAUGGAAGGCAUCCUUUACUAUACUUAAUCACAUCUCUACUUAAACUGAUUCAUGAUAUUUAUGUUUUUCUGUUUGUAGUGUAUAAGAUGAAGCCAGAGCCUUUUAUUAAAAUGACCCUAAAUAGAAUAGGAGGAACAAUGUCCUUUCAGGUCACUAAUAUAUUUUUUCACAAAUACAAGCUAAAAUAUAUUCCCAAUUUCAAGAAAUCAUAUCUCUACCCACACUGAUCUUUCAUUACUAGCUUUUGAGAAAUUAAAUAAUUGCCUGAGAUAGAAAUACAUUUUCUUAUAAGUUUAAGGUCUACAUGACUAAACUUCAGAGUAAGAUUUUGUUAAAGUAAAUUGAGACCACUGUUAUUAUAUAGUGAUUGUUCACAGACACUAAAUUCUGAAGAGAGAUUUUGUUAUGAAUUAAAUAAACUGGGUGAUCUCAAGUGCCUCAGUUAAUGCACGUACAAUAUUCAUUUGCUUGGUUGUCUACCUCUCAGGAGUAAAACUUGUCACCUUAUGACUUUCUGAAGUGAGGAUUUUCUUGUUUUUUGGGGGGUGGUUUGGCUUUUUUGUUGUUUUGCUUGUUUUUUGGUGUGUGUAUGUGCUAAUUUUUUGUACAAGUAGCUCAGGCUAACAUGACAUGAAAAUUAGUUGGAAAAAAAUCUCAUUUCCAUUAAUAAAUAUUGUUCUUGCUUCAUUUGAA
Messenger RNA from Aethalodelphis obliquidens (Pacific white-sided dolphin), 3537 nucleotides. It is a transcript of the gene TRMT1L, whose product is annotated as tRNA methyltransferase 1L. Gene Ontology annotation, molecular function: tRNA (guanine) methyltransferase activity; RNA binding. Gene Ontology annotation, cellular component: nucleus. The record is from RefSeq and is a predicted model, not a curated record. The transcript has 16 exons. Lineage: Eukaryota; Metazoa; Chordata; Mammalia; Artiodactyla; Delphinidae. Bases 182 to 2527 code for a protein of 781 amino acids. Gene Ontology annotation, biological process: tRNA N2-guanine methylation.